GCUUGUUUAUUCUUUAUAAUGGAAAGAAAACGAAAAGCGCUGAGUUUAGAAACAAAAUAUGAUAUUUUACGAGAAAUUGAAAAAGGCAGGAAAACUAAGACUGAAAUAGCAAAGGAUUUUCAAAUUCCAAAAAGUACACUCUCGGGUAUUGUGUCUAAAAAGGAAAUCAUUCUACAGGAGUAUCAAACGUCAACAUCCUCACCGAAACGGAAGCGACAUCGUUCCGGAAAAUACGAUGAUGUGGACUCGGCACUUUUUGAGUGGUUUAAAGGUGCCAGAGCCAGUAGCAUGCCAAUCAGCGGCAUUAUUCUUCAAAAGAAAGCUGAUGACCUCGCUAAAAGUCUCGGCCAUAUGGACUUCAGUGCUUCGGGAAGCUGGGUAGAACGUUUCAAGGGAAGGCACAACAUUGUUUCUCGUGCUAUAAGUGGAGAGAGCGGAAUCGUUGAUUCAUCGGUGACUGAUGAAUGGAAGGAGCGAACUUUGCCUGCCCUGCUGAAAGAUUUCUCCCCUAAAAACAUAUUUAAUGCUGAUGAAACGGGGCUCUUCUACAAACUUAUGCCAUCAUACUCUCUUAAUGUCCGUGGUGAAACCUGCACUGGAGGAAAAAAAGGCAAAGAAAGAUUAACGUUCUUAGUUGCUUGCAACAUGGAUGGAUCGGAGAAGCUUAAACUCGUUGUUAUUGGCCGAUUUGCUAAUCCCAGAUGUUUUAAAGGUGUGAAGUCCUUACCUGUGACUUACCUUGCCAAUAAACGGGCCUGGAUGACAGGGAAACUUUUCUCUGACUGGGUGCUACAACUUGACAGAAAGUUUUCAUCUCAAUCGAGAAAGGUAUUACUGAUUGUGGACAACUGUGCUGCUCAUCCUAAAUUGACUGGGUUAAAGUCGAUAACUUUGGCUUUUUUUCCGCCGAACACCACAUCGGUUUUACAACCUUGUGACCAGGGCAUUAUUUACAACUUCAAAUGUAAAUACAGACAGCGUAUGGUGGAACAUAUCAUUGAUUCAUACGAUAGAAAGAAAGAGCCGGGCAUCAACGUGCUUGUAGCCAUAAGAUACGCAUUUGCAGCAUGGAGAGAUGUUUCACCAACUGUUAUUAUGAAAUGCUUUAGAAAAUCUGGGUUCAUCGCAGAAGAGGAAACCAUGGACGAUGAUGACGACAUGCCACUCGCACAAAUGAUAGAAAAUAUGAGAGAUGAAAUUCCCCUUGCUCGUCUGCGGACAAUAACAAACACAGACACUUCAUUUAAUGAUAUCUUGCCUGCAGAGGAAAAUGAAACAAUAACUGAGGCAAAAAAUGAUUCUGAUAUUGUAGCUGAUAUAUUAGGAACAAAUAAUGACGAUGACUGUCAAUCAUCCGAAGACGAGAGCUAUUUAGAUGAUCUGCCGGUUGUGUCAAAAAAUGAAGCUAUUGAUUGUUUGCACAAGAUUAGAACAUACUUUGAGUCCAAUGCACAUGUUGAAGAAACAGUUUUUAAAAAAAUAUUGGAUAUUGAAUUUAACUUGAAGAGUUGUAAACAUUCCCAAACUAAAAUUAGCGACUUCUUCUCAGCAAAGUGAUUUUUUGUGCAUGAUAUUCUAUUGUUAAUAAAUAACAAUAUUGCAUAUAUGGUACAUAUAAUAUAAUUAUGUUAUAAAUAUAUUUAUAUAUAAAAAUAUAUUAAAAAGAAACAACACUGCAAUUAUUCCUUUUUUCUUUAUUGAAACAAUAUAAGGGAGACAACAAUGACGAACCAAGAGUUAUUUCUCUUAAUCAAAUGCUCUUCAAAAUGGAGGAUAAUGGUAAACAAUUAGUUCGUUAUAUGUAAAACUGUUCGCUAUAAAAACUUCUGAUAUAAGGAACUAAUUCGCUAUAUGCUUACAAGGAACUCCGGAUAUAAGGAACAUAUUU
Ruditapes philippinarum (Manila clam) is the source of this 1888-nucleotide messenger RNA. Its product is annotated as tigger transposable element-derived protein 4-like. Lineage: Eukaryota; Metazoa; Mollusca; Bivalvia; Venerida; Veneridae. The record is from RefSeq and is a predicted model, not a curated record. The transcript has 4 exons. Gene Ontology annotation, molecular function: DNA binding. Gene Ontology annotation, cellular component: nucleus. Bases 19 to 1557 code for a protein of 512 amino acids.